This is a messenger RNA of Penicillium soppii, 1899 nucleotides long. Its product is annotated as fungal specific transcription factor domain-containing protein. The transcript has a single exon. Gene Ontology annotation, biological process: DNA-templated transcription; positive regulation of transcription by RNA polymerase II. Gene Ontology annotation, molecular function: DNA-binding transcription factor activity, RNA polymerase II-specific; zinc ion binding; sequence-specific DNA binding. Bases 1 to 1899 code for a protein of 632 amino acids. The record is from RefSeq and is a predicted model, not a curated record. NCBI's taxonomy places the organism in Eukaryota, Fungi, Ascomycota, Eurotiomycetes, Eurotiales, Aspergillaceae.
AUGUCAAAGGGAGCAUUGGCGCAUCGAAUAGAGGUCCUGGAAGCACAGCUAUCCGAUGCCCUAGAUGGGGUAGGAUCAAAUGCUACUUCUCCUCGCUUUGACAGCAAAAGCCAGCCGCGCGGUGUUGGUUGGUUCUUAACGCUAGGUCGGGAGAGCGAGCAACCUCUUUAUCUGGGCCCGUCUUCGGGUAUAUCAAUUGCAGAAAGUCUGAGUUGCAUGAUUCACAACUCAGUGAAAUCAAAGCUGCUUCCUAUAAAUGCCAGCAACCAGUCCGAGUCCAUGACGCAGGAUCAAGGCCAGACUAAAGUCUCGCCACCGGAUGAUACCAUUGGCUCUCAGAUCCUCCAUGCUUACUUCAAGAACCAGCAUAUUCGCCUCCCAUUCCUGGAUCGUUCGGACAUCCUUCAUUUGCAUGCAAACAGGAACCAACCAGUUGGUCCUACACCACUAGACCAAUUUGGACGGUUCAAAAUAUUCAUGGUCUACGCCAUCGGAGCAGCUUUUCUCCAAAUGACCGAGAUCUAUGAUUCAACCCCUCCAAAUAAUUUUCUUGCCACAGCAUUACAAUUCGACACAACACUAAGAGAAUCUUUGUCGACUUCAAGUAUAGAAGCAAUGAUGUUGCUCGUGCUAUAUCACACUCGCUCAUCUUCAAGUCCUAAUGUUUGGUACAUGAUUGGCCUAGCGAUGCGAAUGUGCGUAGAUCUUGGACUCCACCGGGAAGCAGGAUAUCAAAAGAUGGAACCCCAGGAGGGCCAAUUGUGCCGCCGUCUUUUCUGGAGCGUCUACAUCAUCGAACGAUACACAGCAUGGUCUCACGGUCGGCCAUUCAGUAUUGCGGAAGAAGACAUUGAUGCAAAAUUGCCAUUAAACAUGACUGAAUCGUUUGAAUAUCAUUGCCAUAAAAGGACAAUUGAAAGCCCGCCAACCCCUCCAACGGAAACACACAAGUCGACGCUGGGCCGCUUCAUCGCUUCUAUAAAAUUGCAACGGAUCGUCUCUCGGAUUCAUGCACGCGUCUUCCGAGUCGAUAAAAGCCUCCCCGAGUUGGUCUCAGAAAUACCACCAUUGAUGGAUUCUUUGCAAGAAUUUAAACAAUCACUGUCCUUUCUGGAUCUUAGUGACGGAGAUUUUGUCUAUAUGCAUUGGAACAAUGCGAUCCGGGGCUUAUUACAGCCAUUUUUGAAUAUUCUCCAUUCGCAUGACAGGUUGAUUGGUAUCUGCCUUUCGGCGUCCGGGCAGAUGUGCCAGUUCUUCAAGCGUUUACGACAGAGAGACUCAUCAGGAUACUCGUUCUUAUUGGUCAACUCGGUUUUCAUGGCUGGCUUGACUAUGUGGUUAGUGAUUCACUCGAACACUGUUGCAUUUGAUGCUAAAAAAAUCAGUUUCUGCCUCUUCCGUUCGCCAGCACUUUGGACGCCGGCUGUAUCAAACGACCUCCGAGCCUGCUCUUCUGCCUUGUUUGUCAUGGCGGAACGCAAUCCUCGAUUGAAACCAUACCGUGACAAAUUGGAGACUAUUAUCAACCGCGUCAUGGAAUUUGUUGAAAAUUCAUCUGCCUGUGCCUUGGAAAAUGAGCUAUCUCUGCCCGCGAAUGCGGAUCCAAUAUGUUUCCAGCAACAACAACAACAACCGCUAACGCAAUUUUCGCUCGAUCCUAUGCACACGUUCGAUCCGCAAUCACUUCCACCGAAUAUUGCUCAACCACUUGCACUUGGUUCAUUCAAUUCCCAGAGCUCUGACAUAAUUCCGAAUUUGCCGGACCAUCCUUCGAUUUUUGAAGGAGGAUCUGGGGGUGCUGUCGAAGCAAGCUCAUUGCAUGAUUGGUUGAGUGAGGAAUUUUGGGAAGCGGAUGGUUUUAAUAUGCCCAUGUUAGAUGGUUGUAAUUGGAAGGUAUGA